Molecule: messenger RNA, 958 nt
Organism: Alligator sinensis (Chinese alligator)
Lineage: Eukaryota; Metazoa; Chordata; Crocodylia; Alligatoridae
Gene: ATP5MC3
Product: ATP synthase membrane subunit c locus 3
Exons: 4
Coding region: 391-816 (141 amino acids)
Biological process (GO): proton transmembrane transport; proton motive force-driven ATP synthesis
Molecular function (GO): proton transmembrane transporter activity
Source: RefSeq, a predicted model, not a curated record
GGCAGCCCCUCUCCCUCCCGCGGAGCGUGGCUCUGCGCGCCGAAGGGAGGUGGGUCUGGUCCCGCCCCGCCAGCUGUCCGCUGUCCGCCUGUGGGUUCCCAAUAAAGUUGCUACAAAGUGCCCUUGGGCCGCUUCCUUCCCGCGCCCCGCCUUCCUCUCGCAUCCGGGCCAGUAGCUAUAAGGGCCCAGCCGCGCCUGCGCACGGAGCCUCCCGCCGUUCGACCUCUGCUGUAGCCGGAGCCGGUAGGUAGAGCGCGCUGGACCCGGCCCCAUCCCUCCCCAUCCGCCCGCUGACUGCGCCCUCUCCCCCGUGUCCGCAUAGAGGCGGGUGCGGGACGUGCCGGAUCGCAGCUCCGACGAGGCCCCGGGACGUCGCUCCAGCGCUGGAAGAUGUUCGCCUGCUUGAAGCUCGCCGCCUCUCCCGCCCUGAUCCGUGAUGGAUCAAAAGCCUUGUACAGACCAAUUUCUGCAUCUGUAUUUUCUAAGCCAGAGGUCCGGACUGAAGAGGGUAACUCAAUUCUUAAUGGGGCGCAGAACACUGUAUUGCAACUAGCACUUAGAGAGUUCCAGACUAGUGCUAUCAGCAGGGACAUUGACACUGCUGCUAAAUUUAUUGGUGCUGGUGCUGCCACAGUAGGAGUGGCUGGUUCUGGUGCUGGUAUUGGAACCGUCUUUGGUAGUCUAAUUAUUGGUUAUGCCAGAAACCCUUCUCUGAAGCAGCAGCUGUUCUCAUAUGCUAUCCUGGGAUUUGCCCUGUCUGAAGCUAUGGGUCUCUUCUGCCUGAUGGUUGCUUUCUUAAUCCUGUUUGCCAUGUGAAGAGAGAUCUGCUUGUGAUGUUGGCAUUAGUAAAUUACAAAUGUAAUUCUGUGCAUCUUGCCGGGACUCUCAAAAUGUUGGUGUUGUGGAAAUGUACAUUAUUUCCAAAGUCAUGUCAUUAAAGACUAUCUUUAACUGUCUA